Molecule: messenger RNA, 1294 nt
Organism: Westerdykella ornata
Lineage: Eukaryota; Fungi; Ascomycota; Dothideomycetes; Pleosporales; Sporormiaceae
Product: DUF1640-domain-containing protein
Exons: 3
Coding region: 33-875 (280 amino acids)
Cellular component (GO): mitochondrion
Source: RefSeq, a predicted model, not a curated record
CUCCUCGACGGCUGCGAACGACACACGGCAGAAUGGCGACCUCUACUGUUCAGACAGCUGCGAUACCGCGAUUCCUCCUCCCGCAACUAUCAUGGGGUACCAUGACCCUGAGGCGUGCCGGCCCUAUGGGCAUGCUAUCGUUCCCACAGCAUAUGACGUCUACAGGGCAAGAGACGCAAAAGACGAACUCCGCCCAACAGAGAAGACCCUUCACCCACAGUUCCCUGAAGAGUUGGAACGCAGCGUGGCAGUCAGCACGCACGUCGACUACACCGAAGGCGACUGCUGCUCUCAAUUUCCGCCGCGAGUUCACUGCGACAGCCCCUCAGGCGCGCGAUCACCACUUCGAUACCUUGAAGUUUGUCCAGCGAUUGAAAGAUGAGGGGUUCACGGAAGAGCAAGCAGAAGCCAUGAUGAGGGUCCUCAGCGACGUCAUUGAGGAGAGCAUUCAGAACCUGACGCGCACCAUGGUGCUGAGAGAGGACCAGGAGCGCGCCACCUACACGCAGAAGGUCGACUUUGCCAAACUGCGAUCGGAGCUCAUGACGGCGGAUUCUACCGAGUCGUCGCUCACGAGGGCAUCGCACGAGCGCCUGACCAACGAACUGGCCAAGCUGAACUCGAGAUUACGGGACGAGAUACAGAGGACGCAGGCGUCGGUGCGGUUGGAUCUCAACCUCGAGAAGGGUCGUAUCCGUGAGGAGGCAAACGUGCAGGAACUCAAGCUCAAGGAGACGGAGACGCGGAUCGAGCAGGAGACGGCGCAGCUCAGGGAACGGCUCGAGGCUGUCAAGUUCUCCACGCUGCAAUGGUUGAUGGGCGUUUGCACAGGCACAGCGGCACUCAUGCUCGGUGUGUGGCGUCUGCUGAUGUGAGGAAGCUGUACGACCAUUGUUCCAAUACCCGUUUUUGUUUCUUGGAGGCACUACCAAGGCAGAAACCUUGGAUUUGAGGGAACACGAACGGAGGAAAUGGGGCGUCGUUGCCUCAGCCUCCGCGGCGCAUCAUUGUGUCGGUGUCACAGAAUCCCGGCACGCCCGGUGCCCUUCACAGCGAACUGUGUCGACGAAGGAGUCCUCUGUAGCAAUUGUGCGGAAGAUGCGUGAUGCCCCAGGUGUGUUUCGGCGUGGGACUCGUAGAAGGCAUUGGCUUCGCCCAUGGAGUAGUUCAGCAUAACAGUACGCAGCGUAUGGGACAGGCACUCAGGGCACGCUAUUUCAGCUGAGGGUACCUAUUCACCGAUAGAAGAUGCUAGUAAAGAUUAAUAGCAAACUACUAUACGCUUAACUCGGCC